Molecule: messenger RNA, 1814 nt
Organism: Plutella xylostella (diamondback moth)
Lineage: Eukaryota; Metazoa; Arthropoda; Insecta; Lepidoptera; Plutellidae
Product: dynein light chain Tctex-type 1
Biological process (GO): microtubule-based movement
Cellular component (GO): cytoplasm; cytoplasmic dynein complex
Molecular function (GO): dynein intermediate chain binding
Source: RefSeq, a predicted model, not a curated record
UCAUAGUGCUGUCAUAUUUAUUAAUUAAUCAAUGAGAAUUUGUAAAUAAAUAAAUGUUGUUGAUUUUCGCCAUAGGUAUUUGGUUUCUAAUCCUGUACGCGGCUGAUAAACUUAUUUGAAAUAAUGGCAGCGGAAGCGGAUGAGGACGAUGAGCUGACCUUCAACGUGGAGGAAGUCCAGAAGGUGGUCAGAGACAACAUAGAGCUGGUGCUCGGCGGCAACGCGUACAGCCACUCGCGCUCGCCGCAGUGGAUCGCGCUCAUCACGGACAAGACCCUCGCCAGGAUCAACAAGAUGCAGAAACCUUUCAAGUACAUUGUGCGUAUAACAAUAACUCAGAAGAAUGGCGCGGGGCUGCACACGGCAGCGGCGUACUACUGGGACACGGCCACGGACGGAUCCUGCACGGUGCGCUGGGAGAACAAGUUCAUGUACUGCAUCGUCAACGUGUGGGCCAUGGCUUUGCAAAUAUGACGAGGUAUUAUCCUGCAUGGAGGUUGCAAUGUCUACUUCCGGUUUGUGAGAUUUUGUUUUUGUUAGGUUGCCUCGCUUGUUUUGCUUGUGUACAAAAAGUGUUUCUUACUUUAGUGUGACCAGUAUUUUUUAUUAGCAAGGAUUAUGGAUAGAUUAAAAACAACAUCUAAAGCAUAUUUUAGUAUUUUUAUUAUUUUUGGUAAAAUUUACCACAAUACAAAAUAAUGAUAGAAAUAAAUAAAGUAAUAAAAUGUAUAGACAGGUCAUAGAACUAUGCAUUGUAAAAAUUGGUGCUUUAAAAGCAAUCAAUAUAAUUUAUAAUAACAUUAGGCAAAAUGGCAUUGUGUACAUUAGAAAUAAAAGCAUUACUUUUAACACAGAAAAUAAUAUCAAGAGCAGAGGUUUACACUAAAAUAUAUUUGAUUAUCACUUGGUGAUGUUUUGGUCUUUUACAAGAAUAGACUAAUAAAAUGCACGGAUAUACCGGAGCACGCAUUUUGUUCACAAACCUAAUAAAACCACCCUCCCUCUUCAUAACACACAUUCACGGAAUAAAAGAGACUUCAUAAUGCCAUGUCAUAGGGAUGAAAAAAUCUAAGAAAUAGUUGAAAAUGGAAAUAGGAAAAUAAUUUCAAGUUAAUCUUAUUUCAUUUAAAAAAUACAAAUUAAAAAUAUGUAUAAACUGUUAUUUUUUAAAAGCAGAAGUUAAGGUUAAUAUAUGUGAUCUUCUUACAUCCUGUUGGUUCACUCUGCUAAUAAAAAAAUCUGUAUAAUUACUAAAAUUGUAACGUAAUAGGUAAUUAAAAUAAUCUGUAUGUACUUUUAUUAUUAUCAUAAUGUCGAUGCAAGUUAUAACUUGAAUGUAUUGAAACGUACACAAAAUAACAACCUCUGUUUACAAACUGAUGGCUAACGUUGAUAAAUUUUGUAUAUGGCCAUAUUAUUAUCUUACAUAAAUGGUACCAGGUUUCUAUUACAAAAAUCCAUAUAAUAUUUAUGUAUGAAUAAUGAUUGUAAAAUUAUUGUAGACAGAUAAUACUUGAUUGCAUUGUUAUAUAAAAUUUAUCUAAUAUACUGCCAUAAUGAUAUCUUGUAAUGUAAAAUGUUAAUUAAAAUUCUAGCUGUCAGACAUUUUCACAUACAAAUUUCGAAAACACUAAAUAAUCGGGUCUAUUCGUUUUCAUCUAGAUAUAUCUAUAUUGGGUCACAUUGAAUUAUUAUUUCUUUACCACGUCUGUUGCGCAGUUAUGCACUAUCUCUAACGAAUUAAUUUAACUAUGGCAUCCGAUCUGUAACUAAUUUAAUUAUCUUUAAUUGUGAAUAAAAACACAACUAACUGA